This is a messenger RNA of Aureobasidium vineae, 630 nucleotides long. The record is from the annotation of a GenBank genome assembly. NCBI's taxonomy places the organism in Eukaryota, Fungi, Ascomycota, Dothideomycetes, Dothideales, Saccotheciaceae.
AUGAAGAAACCAAAGGAUACCGUCAGUAAUGCUUCCGCGCGAAAGAAGAUUCGCGCUGUUUUUGAGAUAAUCAAGAACCUUGACAUCAGGGGCGUCCCAAAGCUCACAAAGACUAAGAAGAUACUGUACUACCACCGAUCAUCACGAGAGCUCCUCGAAAGCAUGCGCAAGAAGCCGGAAGAUCCCAAACAGUUCCUCGACCUUCCGAACGAGAUCUUGCUCAUGAUCGUCGCAGCCGCCGACAAAGAAGAUCUGACCAACCUGAGGCUCGUUUGCCGAAGACUGCUUGAAGUUGUCGAAACCAGAUUUGCCGACGCUUUUUUCUCGCACCGUAUACAUGUUGCCUCGAUGCACAGCAUGGAAGGUCUCCUCAAUAUUGUCAAGCAUCCCUGGUUUAGUCAUCACGUCAAGAGGAUUAUUAUCAGCACUCUGAGCACCGAUAGCAGCUGCAACUUCAUCGGAGAGGAACUACGCAACCCAAUCAUGGAAGAAGCAUUCAACGGCAUCAAAGGACAUGGCCAUGUGAUCGAUGUCGCGUUUUGCACCGACAACGAGUCUCCAAAAAGAUCAGAAGCCCUGGAUUUAGAGAAUAUGUCGGCAGAAACAGAGCCGUCCAGCAAGACUCUAUAG